This is a messenger RNA of Ricinus communis (castor bean), 1083 nucleotides long. RefSeq lists its product as uncharacterized. The record is from RefSeq and is a predicted model, not a curated record. The transcript has a single exon. Gene Ontology annotation, molecular function: nucleic acid binding; zinc ion binding. Bases 1 to 1083 code for a protein of 360 amino acids. Lineage: Eukaryota; Viridiplantae; Streptophyta; Magnoliopsida; Malpighiales; Euphorbiaceae.
AUGGCAAGUAGCAGCAUGUCGAAUGGAGUGAACAUUUCCCAACCAACAAUACCGAUUUUUAACGGUAGCAACUAUGAUGUUUGGAGUACGAAGAUGAAAAGUCCCUUCAUUUCCCAAGAUCUAUGGGAUUUGGUAGAGAAAGGCUACAACGAUGAAGGUGUAACGGCCGAUGCUUUGAAGGACAUGCGAAAGAAGGAUGCGAAAGCUCUCUUCUUCAUUCAACAAGGAGUGGAUGAUGCUGUUUUUUCUUCUCGAAUUUCUGCUGCAACAAAAGCAAAAGAAGCAUGGGAUGCUCUCAUGAAUGGGUAUCAAGGCACAACAAAGGUACUCACUGUCAAGCUACAAACACUUCGUAGAAAGUUUGAAAGCUUCAAAAUGAAGGAUGGGGAGAGUAUAGAUGAUUAUUCCAACAAUCUCAUGGGCAUAGUCAAUCAAAUGAGGAAGUACGGAGAAAAUAUUGUUGAUCAGAAGGUUGUUGAGAAAUUGUUGCGAAGUUUGACUCAGAAGUAUGAUUCUGCGGUGUCGGCGAUAGAGGAAUCCAGAGACUUAACAGUCUUGACAAUUGAUGAAUUACUGGGUUCCUUACAAUCCCAUGAAGAUAGAUACAAAAGCUAUGAGGAGAGCUCUUUGGAAAAGGCAUUUCAAAAUAAACUGAGAUUUUCAAAUGACCAUGAGGGUGGCAGUAGCAACACGAAUCGUGGAGGUUAUUCUUCUCGUGGAAAAAGAGGAGGUAGAGGAGCUAGAGGAGGUGGACACUCAGGUGACAAAAAUCAACAAUCUCAAGGCGAAGGUGAAACUCAAAACCGUAAGUUCAAGUGUUAUUAUUGUGACAAAAUUGGUCAUAUUGAAAGGUAUUGCCGUAUAAAAGAGAGAGAUGAAAAGCAAGCAAAUUUUGUUGAAGAAAAGGAUAAAGAUGAGCCUGAAUGUUUAUUUCUUGCUUGCUUUACUACUAAUGUUUGCUCUUCAGAUGUAUGGUAUAUGGAUAGUGGUUGUAGCAGUCAUAUGACAGCAAAUUUGGAGGCAUUUAUUACCUUGGAUAGGUCAGUCAGAACAAGUGUGAAGACGGUGAUGUACAAUCCGUGA